AUGAUAAGCAGGCUACCGAUGGCCAAGCAAGCCGAACGAGAGCAAUUAUGUCAGCUGGUCGACCAGUGGAAUGAAAAUCGGCUUGAUUUAUUCAACUUAAGCUAUCCGACAGAGGAUCUUGAAAUUCAUGGUGUUAUGCGAUUCUAUUUUCAAGAAUCGAAAGAUAAAGUAUUGACAAAAUGUAUUCGUGUUUCCAGUACAGCAACAGCUCGGGCAGUUAUCAAUGCGUUGGUCGAUAAGUUUCAUCCUGAUUUGAAAAUGCUCAGUGAUCCAGAAUAUACUUUGUGGGAAGUUCAUGAAAAUGGUGAUGAGCGAUGUUUAGGACUCAGUGAGAAACCAUUACUUGUACAGCUGAACUGGCAUAAAGAUGAUCGCGAAGGUCGGUUUCUGUUGAGGACAAAUCCUAGUACCACUUCUGUCAAGGGUGCCAUAGGUGGUUUGAGUGGCAGCCAAAAAAGGUUUUCGAAAAAGGAAGAAAAAGAAUUGAAAAAGAAGCAUCAAAGAGCAGUUGAGCAACAAGAGCCGAAGUUACGCGCCUCCGAAGAAUUAUAUAAAGCAUUGCCACCAACAACAUUUACGCGAACAAUUUCGAAUCCAGAAGCUGUGAUGAAAAAACGACGCGAAAAAAAGAUUGCUGCAAAAUUAAAAGAUUUAGGUCAAGGUGGUAGUUUAAAGAUUUAUGGUUAUGAAUUAGAACCAAGUCGUCCGUACGUCACACUUCUUGUAUCAGUACGUGAUACUACAAGUAGAAUUUUGGAGGAAGUAUUAGAAAAAUAUGGUAUCAAUAAAAAUGUGGAAGAGUAUGUUUUGGUUGAGAUGGUGAUACCAGUUUCUACGAAACUUUCUUGUUCAUUAAGCGAUUUACGGUUCUUGAAUAUCAGUCGGCGUGAACGAAUUAUGGAUUAUAAUGAAUAUCCAUUGAUUAGUCUAGCAAAUCGUAUACCAGAUCCGUCAGAAGAAAUAUUUUUUGUUGUGAAACAGCAGUCAUCUGAAGUACCAAGACGGCACGCUCGUCACUCAUCAAUAUCAUCAACUGCAGCACUUGGUGUCAGUUACGCUGAUCCGCAAAAGUUCUGUGUAAGAGCUUCGAAAAUUCUGCGUUUGCAAAAUCUGUUUGCCGUCAAACCAUGUCUUUUGCAGCUAACUUUAGAUUGUAAAGAAAUCCCAGAAAUGAAGCCAAUACAUCUACCGUUUGGUGUAAUGGGUAUAGGUUCAGAUUGUUCGAUGGGAUUGUUUCUAGAUGGCCAAUAUAUCAGACCUCGACAUGCAGUUAUCAAUUAUCAAGAUGGUGUUGUGACAAUCACACCAUCUGAUCAAAAUGCUUAUAUUGAGGUUGACGGUCAACGUAUUUCUCGAACCAUAGCUCUUCGUGAUGGAAACAUAAUCGGUAUUGGUCACAGCCAUAUGUUUCGUUAUCUAAGUGCUUGGGGCGCUGAGAAGAUGCAUACAGUUAAUGGAAGCAAUAACAGAUUGGAAAUAAUGCCCGGAUUGAAGAGUUCUGAAGCAAACAAUAUGAAAAGAAUGGAGACAACGUUCGAUAUUGCCGGCAAUAUGAUAUCGAUUCCAAUUAAAAGUGCAGGACUGUUAUCGUCAUCGUUCUCGAUUAAUCAUCAUCCCAGUUCAAAUAAAAGUUUACAUCUCCUUGGCAUACCACUUCCAGGUUUGGCAGCCCAUAUGAGAUGUAAAUCAACCACUGAUAUUCCAUUAGGUAUUGCUGCUGCUACUGCUAAUAAAACGGACAAACUAGCAGUUUGUCGAACGAUAUCCUCCUCUGAUUUAUUCAGCCGAAUGUUAGCAUCAUCGUCAACAAUAAGUGGAGAACCAGAAAAUGUUUCAGCAUCUACCAUAAAUAGAUUUGGAACAGAAAAACCAAUGUGUAUGGUUGAUACAUUACCAGCGUUGGCUGAAGUUAAAGAAGAAGCUGAAGACGAAUUUCUGCAUCGAUUAAUUUGUCCUGAAAGAGAAGAUACGCAGUUUAAACUUACACCAGCAUACGUAGUAUAUGUGGUUGCACGUCAUCGACUAUUGUUUCCUUCGCAAACAGUUCCUAUUUCUGAUAGCCGCACGCGACUACAACUAUUUUUGACAAAAGCUGCUAAUCGUUUUCUUCUUAUUUCGAAGCAACGACGAUCGCGAGAGUCUCUGGGAUUCUGGCUGGCAAAUUCAAGUGAAUUAUUGAAUUUCUUCAAACAAGAUAUUGACUUAUCAUUAUUGUCACGUGGUAUGCCUCAGCAGAUUUUAGCUGAUUGUGUUGAAAAGACAUUUGAAAUGCUGGGAACAGCAUUAAAAAGUAGUUUGGACAGCGCCUUAAAUUCAAUUAGGGACGCAUUCCUGGAUGAUCGAUCUGCUUCACAUGAUAUGGUUGCAAGAUUGGAGGAAAUUAUGUGUCUGUUACGUCAUUGUCGACUGAAUGCAGCAUUAACAAUUCAGUUGUUCUCGCAAUUAUUUUAUUACAUUAAUGUGGUACUUUUCAACUGGCUUGUAUCUUCAUCUGGCAUACCUUACUGCAGCAGAGCCUUCGGUGUUCGGUUGCGAAACCGUCUUGGUUACGUAAAUGAAUGGGCCUAUCAGCAAGGACUGGAGUUGGCAGCUGAAUGUCACAUGGAUCGUAUCAAUCAAGCAAUAAUUCUUCUUGUAACACCGAAAACUGUUGAUCAGAUUAGUAAUUUAGGUGCCACGUGUUACAAAUUGAAUAGUGUGCAGGUACGUUGGUUCCUUGAGCAUAUAGUAUUAGAUGUUGGUGAAGAGCCAAUCGUGAAGGAGCUAGUUGAAAGUGUUGUACGACUUGCGGAAAUACACGCAGAUGUGAUGACAACUCAAGAUGAAACAUCCAUACAACUUGAGGAAGAGCCACAACUACAACUGCCGUUCCUUCUUCCUCAGGAUGGCUAUUCUCCAGAUCUCAUCCGUGGACUUUCUCCUGCUUUUGCUGAAGUAAUUAGUGGUUUGCAAGCUCAAGGUUUAUGUCGUUUCUUUCCACAAAACCAUUCCUCAGGCAGUUGGACAGUUUACUUGAAAGCUGGAUCUGCUACCGAAGAAUCUGCGAACACCCCUUUAGAAAGGCUGAAGAAAAAAGAAUCGAUCAAUUCAGAAGUAGGGACACUACCGAACAGUUUGCAUGAGCAAAUGUCGAUGUCUAAUGUAAAUUCACUAUCCGGACGAGAACAACAUCCAGAGAUUGUAAUGAUCAGUAUUAAUCGUGGUACUGGUGGAAUCGGGUUAAGUAUUGUAGCUGCUCAGGGAAUCGGAGAACGUUCCAUUGGUAUUUAUGUAAAGAAAGUUGUGGAUGGUAGUGCCGCACAUCGAGAUGGUCGUCUAGAAUCUGGAGAUCAGCUACUUUCUGUCAAUGGCCAGUCACUUAUUGGCAUCAGCCAAGAAGAGGCGGCAUCGAAAAUGUCUUCGAGUGGACCGAUCGUAUCAUUUGAGGUAUAUAAGCAUGCCGCACGAUACAAUGGUCUUUACGAAUGGUUAAAUAAUCCUCCACAAGCGCAAGUACCAUCAUCAGGCAUCCAUUCUAUUACGCAAGCAGGUCAACUACCUUCUGGUCAACAGUCAACGAUGCAGAACUCUUCAGCGAACGUAAAAUCUGCACGUAAUGGAUAUCCAGGAACAAUGACUAAUAAUGUUUAUCGGACACAGCCGUCACGUGGUACUACUAUGAUGACCGAUCAACAACCUAUCAAAAGUCGCUCAGCUUCAACAUCUAACAUUUAUCAGAAUCCGGUUGACAAAACAUUGACGAUAUCUUUGACAUCGUUGCAGCCAUCUUCUGCUGCUACCACCGUUCCAGUACACUGUGAAAAAUACCAAACAAAUACAAUAAAUUCACAGCGUAGUAUCAUGCCAUCUCAUUAUCGCAAUGUUCGUCCCAUCGUUAUACAGCCUUCACGUCCUACACCAUCACCAACUCUACGUCAACAGCAACAGUACCAUUCACGAUCACAUUCUCCAUCUCAUCUUUAUGCGAACUCUAAUUUUUCCUCUUCCAAUCAUUAUCAAAAUUCAGCAUUGAAAAAUGCUUUGUCAUCCGAACAUGUUCUGUCAAGUGCAUCAUCGUCACCAAUUACCGACUACGCAAAUUUACCCUUGAUCGAGGAUCAUCAUUCUGCAUUCGAAUCAUCUUAUUCUUCUACCUCUUCGCGCAAUGCUCCAUAUCAACGUCCUUUUUCACACAAUUCUACUCAGCAACAAUUUGAGGCUUCACGAACCAUUAAUACAAAUCCCACAUUACGUGAGCAAAAUUCGGUUGCUUCCACAUCAUCACACGAUUCUGCUCGAUCAUCCAUUGUUGCUACAACACAAGAAUUAGGCGUGAUGAUGGAUGAAUGUUCAGGACGUCGGUUUACGAAGAAAGCACCACCUGUACCGCCGAAACGUCAUAUCACUAGGCGAGAUGAGCUGAACGAGCAGUUGGAUGAACUUGAAUCAAAAGGUUCUGCAAUGACUGAAGCGGAUCAUCAAAAAUAUCGUGAGCUUGUUAACGAGCUAGCAAAAAUUCGCACACCAUUUCCGAUUGAAUCAAAUUCAAGUAAAAACAUUUCUGAACAAGAGCAAUCGAAAUCCCUAUCACCAGAGAUUGUUAUUCCUUCCAAACAGAACGAUUCUUGCUUUGAACGGCCGAAAAACUCACCACUGUCAGAAAAAUGUGAAAAGACAUCAAUAAAAUUAGAAAUGAAUGAGAUUGGAAAAAUAACUGAACAACUGAAGCAAGAUACUCCUGUAGUAGAAGCAGAGGGAAUGCUGAAAGAAAAAGAAGAUGCUUUAUUGACCAGAAAGAACUCCGAUAAGACGCUAAUGAAAAAAAAGGGAGUGCAAUGGGAUGACAAAGUUGACAGUGAUAGUCAGCUUAUUUAUGAAGAUGACGAUCAACAGGAACCAAGAACUCAAGUACUUGGUACCCAGGAAGUAUAUCGAGAUCCACGACAGGCACGUCUCAUUGAAUUGGAAGCAAAACAACAUGCAGCAAAAGAAGCAAAGAUUGAUGGUUCCAAACUAGGAUUUCGCGACAAAAUGCAAUUAUUUGCGGAGCAAAUCGGUGAAAAAGCUCUGAAGAAUCGCUACAAAGCAUCCACUAUACAGCGUGAAAUUGAACAAACAGUUGAUGAUUUCUGA
Acanthocheilonema viteae is the source of this 5112-nucleotide messenger RNA. NCBI's taxonomy places the organism in Eukaryota, Metazoa, Nematoda, Chromadorea, Rhabditida, Onchocercidae. The record is from the annotation of a GenBank genome assembly.